AUGUCCGAUACCUGCAUUGUGUGCUUAGGAGACCUUGGCGAAGGCGCCAGCGAUCCCACUCUCGCCGUCGAUUCGUUGCCAAGACCCUUGAGCGGUGACGGUGUCUGUGAAGAUGUCACUGCUCCCCAGAGUCUCGACGAAUUCUCUCGGUAUAUUGCUCACUUGAUUCCCUGUGGUCAUAACCUUCAUAAUGAAUGUUUGAAGCCCUGGGUAGAACGAGCGAACAGUUGUCCCAUUUGCAGGCAAAAAUUCAACGUUGUAGAGCUUGCUGAGAACCUUGGAGGCCAAAUUAUCUCGUCUUAUGCUGUCGAAGAUCGAGUCCAAGUGGCAGAGAUUGAUCCCACGUUGAUUAUCGAGGACCUUAUCGACGAUUCAGACACUCAACCCUGUCCCAUUUGCGGGGACGACGACAAUGAGGAAUGGUUGUUGCUAUGUGAUGGGUGUGACACAGCGUCUCAUACAUAUUGCGUCGGUUUGGACUCGGUUCCUUCCGGCCCAUGGUUUUGUUGCCACUGUCAAGCCCAUAGGUCACUUCAGCCCGAUCGCUCAAGGUCUCAAAAUCGGUCUUCGCGUCGUACAAGGGCAGACGUAAGACGGGCUCGCACUCGUAACCAGAUCCAAGCUCUCCAUUGGGCGCAGGUUUGGCAGUCAGUCUGGGACCAUCUCAAUUUAGAUUUGGACUUCCCAUACGACGACGAACAAGCCGUAGACCGAAUCAUUCAGCAGCGGCGGCGUGAAGCCGCCAACAGAAGGGAGUUUAGAAGUUGGGAAAGACGGUUCAGGCAAACGGAACGGAACUUUGGGUCCGCUCGAUUUAGGAAUAAUGCCUCGGAUUUGCUCGAAGUUGGUCGAGGCUGGCCAUCCAGGCCACGACAAAGGGUUGAAACUCCCGAACCCGAGUCUAUCGAUGAAAUUAGAGCUUGGAACGCAUUUGAGAGAGCGCGAGAAAUUCAGGAGGCGCCAACCACCAAUCGAAGAAAGAGGAAAUCCCCAACCGCCUCCCCCAUCGAACCCGAACAAUCUCAACCCGAGCGUAGAUUGAAACGACCACGAACGCGGAGGCCAGAAGAAUUAGCUGACCUUCUAGAACGGGGAGAGCCUUCUCGAACCGGGAGGCCUUCCGCCAUCGCCGGCAGUCCGUUAGCGGAAUCCGGGCCGACAUUUUUGCAAUCACUUUUGAAAGAAGUGGAAGACUCGUCUAGUUCCCAUCCCAUACACGGCGCAUUCCCUCCGUCUAAUCUUACAUCGAGAGCAGUUGACUCGAUUUCUCCUGGGCCGUCAUCUCCAGCAUUGUCGCCCAUUUCUUCGAACCGUUCGUCUCCUCAUCCUUCAUCUCACACAAGCCCACAAGCCACAAAUGGCCCGGCAACUCCCAUGUCCUCGGCAUCAGACCCAGGUUUUUCGUCACCCGAGUUUUCGCCUUCAUGCUCUCCCACCCGUGAUACACUUUUAGUCGACAGAACUCGGUUUUCUCGACAGCUAAGACGACAAUUACACUCAGGCGAUCCCCACAGCGACCCUUCGUCUCCAUACCGUUUACGGUCGCAAGAUUCUUCUCCGUCACGCCCUGAACUCCCACUUGAUGUGAAAUCUGAUUUACAGAAGAUUGUCAGAGCGGCUCUGAAACCUCAUUACCGCAAGCAUCUUGUCUCGAAGGACGAGUAUACUGAGAUCAAUAAGCGCAUUUCUCGCAUGUUGUACGACUUGGCAGUAUCCAAAGAGUCCGGCGACCCGAUGGACACGGAAAGCAAGGCGAGAUGGGCUCACAUUGCGAACAACGAAGUAGUGAAAGCCGUGCAAGCAAUUCAAAAAACCGGGCCGAACGAAGGAAGCGAGAGCAGUGCAGCAUCGUCAUGA
Molecule: messenger RNA, 1857 nt
Organism: Uncinocarpus reesii 1704
Lineage: Eukaryota; Fungi; Ascomycota; Eurotiomycetes; Onygenales; Onygenaceae
Exons: 2
Coding region: 1-1857 (618 amino acids)
Source: RefSeq, a predicted model, not a curated record